CGCGCCCGGCAGCUCGCAGGCGCCGCGGAAAACGUUGCGCAGGUUCCAAAAUGGAACGUCGGCGGCGUGAGGGAGCGCGAGGGGGUGUGCGCGCGUGCGCGUGCGCGUGCGCGCCCGGGCGAGGGUGACGGGGGACCCCGCUGGCCCCGAGCCUCGCGCGCAGCAGCCGCGGCCCCGCAGCUCCGCCCCCGGCCCGGCCCGGCCCCGGGCCCGCUCGUCCGCCGCCCCGCAUGGAGCUGUCAGCCAUCGGCGAGCAGGUGUUCGCUGUGGAGAGCAUCCGGAAGAAGCGCGUACGGAAGGGCAAAGUCGAGUAUCUGGUGAAGUGGAAAGGAUGGCCCCCAAAGUACAGCACGUGGGAGCCGGAAGAACACAUCUUGGACCCCCGCCUCGUUAUGGCCUACGAGGAGAAGGAGGAGAGAGACCGAGCAUCAGGGUAUAGGAAGAGAGGUCCGAAACCCAAGCGACUCCUGCUGCAGCGGCUAUACAGCAUGGACCUGCUGCGGAGCUCCCACAAGGCCAAGGGCAAGGAGAAGCUUUGCUUCUCCCUGACACGCCCUCUCGGCAGUGGGAGCCCCGAGGGGGUGGUCAAGGCGGGGGCGGCCGAGCUGGUGGACAAGGGCCCAUGGGUGCCCACCCUGCCCUUCCCGCUCCGCAAGCCUCGCAAGGCCCACAAGUACCUGCGGCUCUCACGCAAGAAGUUCCCGCCCCGCGGGCCCAGCCUGGAGAGCCACAGCCAUGGACGGGAGCUCUUCCUGCAGGAGUCGGCAGCCCCAGACGCCCUGCAGGCGGCCGGCGAGUGGGAGCCCAUGGAGCAGCCCCCUGAGGAGGAGGCAGACACAGAUGCGGCCGAUGGGCCCCCUCCCUGGACACCCACGCUCCCCCCGAGUGAGGUGACUGUGACCGACAUCACGGCCAACUCCAUCACCGUCACCUUCCGCGAGGCCCAGGCGGCCGAGGGCUUCUUCCGAGAUCGCCAUGAGAAGUUCUGAGUCACUGCCGGGCGUCUACUCUUCAACUGUUUUCUUUCUCGGGGGCUUGUGGUGGGGACUCGCACAGACAGGGAACGGUUCGGGGAGGGGUAAUUAUUUUAUUUAAAAAAAAAGACAAACAGAAGAAGGGGGCGUUGCCGCCACCCUGCCUUUCUCUGUGAGGGACUCUAGGGCUGAGCUUCUGGCCAGGGCUCUGAAUCCAGGGAAGGC
This is a messenger RNA of Ochotona princeps (American pika), 1199 nucleotides long. RefSeq names its product chromobox 7 (gene CBX7). NCBI's taxonomy places the organism in Eukaryota, Metazoa, Chordata, Mammalia, Lagomorpha, Ochotonidae. The transcript is spliced from 6 exons. The record is from RefSeq and is a predicted model, not a curated record. Gene Ontology annotation, cellular component: PRC1 complex. Gene Ontology annotation, biological process: negative regulation of transcription by RNA polymerase II. Bases 231 to 989 code for a protein of 252 amino acids.